CUGGCCAGGGAGGAAGAGGUGGAUGAUUAGGACUGUACGUGUUUUUGUCUUUACUGACAGAACUCAGUGGAGGGAUGUUUCUCCUCAGCUGAAAAGAAACUCCCCAGUAAUUAAUAAAAACAAAGCUUCGCCAUGAAUCUUUUACCUUCCAAUCCUCAUGGUAAUGGUCUGUUGUACGCUGGCUUUAACCAGGAUAAUGGGUGUUUUGCUUGUGGAAUGGAAAACGGCUUCCGUGUUUACAACUCUGAUCCACUGAAAGAAAAAGAAAAACAAGAGUUCCUGGAGGGUGGUGUUGGUCAUGUUGAAAUGCUGUUCCGAUGUAACUAUUUAGCACUAGUUGGAGGUGGAAAAAAGCCAAAGUACCCCCCUAAUAAAGUGAUGAUAUGGGACGAUUUGAAAAAGAAGACAGUCAUUGAAAUUGAAUUUUCCACAGAAGUCAAAGCAGUGAAGCUACGGCGAGAUCGGAUUGUGGUGGUCCUAGACUCCAUGAUAAAAGUCUUCACCUUUACCCACAACCCCCAUCAGCUGCAUGUAUUUGAGACCUGCUACAACCCCAAAGGUCUUUGCGUAUUAUGUCCGAACAGCAACAACUCCCUGCUGGCGUUCCCUGGCUCUCACACAGGACGUGUGCAGAUAGUGGACUUGGCCAACACAGAGAAGCCUCCAGUGGAUAUCCCUGCACACGAAGGAGCCUUGAGCUGCAUAGCCCUCAACUUGCAAGGGACACGGAUCGCUACUGCUUCAGAGAAAGGGACACUAAUAAGGAUAUUUGACACUUCAUCGGGGCACCUCGUUCAGGAGCUGAGGAGAGGAUCACAGGCAGCAAGUAUUUACUGCAUAAAUUUUAAUCAGGAUGCGUCUCUAAUUUGUGUAUCGAGCGAUCAUGGCACGGUACAUAUCUUUGCAGCAGAGGACCCAAAAAGAAACAAACAGUCAAGUUUGGCAUCCGCAAGCUUCCUUCCAAAAUAUUUCAGCUCCAAAUGGAGCUUCUCCAAGUUUCAGGUUCCCUCAGGCUCUCCCUGCGUCUGUGCCUUUGGAACAGAACAAAAUGCAGUAAUAGCUAUCUGCGCAGAUGGCAGCUACUACAAAUUCUUAUUCAACCAGAAAGGAGAAUGCUCAAGGGAUGUGUAUGCCCAGUUUUUGGAAAUGACAGAUGAAAAGAUUUGAUUGAAACAGGAAUGCUGAGAGCUCUGCUCUUACUUGCUACCUUCAAGAGGACUUAUCCUUUUAUUGAUUUCAAUUUUACGCUCACAGGACUAGAAUGGGCCUCAAUGGAAGUAUGGCUAAGCACUACAGGAACACCAUACAGAGGAUUGAACCCUGUGUCAUGUGAUUUUGAAAAAAACUUUUUUUUUUUUUUUUGCAGAGAAAUAUUAAAAACAUAUUACUUUGACUGUCACCGGUGGACGUGAACUUUCAAAACAAAACUGCUUGUCUUUCAGUGUCAGAGUCAAAUGUGGCGAGGGGGAAUAUCUUUUGAAAGGACAGGUGCUUUUCUAUUGUAAAUGGAAAAAGGACGGUCUACACUGGUCUGUUGUUGGUUACCUGUGCUGUUUACACUAAAUAAGGUAGCCUGUGGACUUCGCUAUUUUUUUAAAAAGUUAUGAUUCUGCAAGAUCUGUAGAACAUUAACCUUCUGUAUCAACUAACACCACCUAACUUAGCAUAGGAGUGUCUUUGGAUUGAUUUAAAGAAGGGUAUAGAAAGUCAGUAGAGCCACAUUUCUCUCAUUGUAUAAAGCAUCAAACAAAACUUAUGUAUGUGCAGAGUGUAAUUUUUGCUGGUAAGUGGUUAUUCAGAUGUGCGGUGCCGUUUUCCUUUACGUUAAAUCUUAAGUUUGGCAUUUAGGUGCAGACUUCCACAAAUCUGAAGUGUGCUAACCAUUAAUAUCGAUGUAUUUCACUUGCUUAGAAGUGCCAAAUCAAGUAAGUGAAACGUGCGAGCACCAUUAACUAACGGAAUACAAAGCUUUGACUCUUCAGUAAAGAUCUAUUAAGACCUAGAUGGAGUAGUAAUUAGUGGUUACCAGGGUGUCAAUUUAUUAAGCCCUAGAAACAUAUUGUAUAAAUUAAUGAAAAUAUACAUACUGUUUUGAUGUAAAUUGAAACAUCAGAAAUGUUCAGUGUUGCGAUUUGCCUGUUCUACCAAAUGUUUUCAAGUACAGACUAGCAGGAGAAUUCUGUUUUUUGUUGGAUACACAAGGUGGAUUUUAAAAGCAUUAAUAGACCCUUUUCUGUCACUCUAAUGUUUACACUCCCUACCAGUUUCAUAGAUUACAAGAAUGAACUGGAAUGUAUGCUGUUUUGAUAAGGGAUUAAUUUAUGCACAAUAUUAUGUCAUGUCUGUAAAACAAUUUGAGGACCAGUGUCCAAUUUUAAAGGUUCAUAUAAUUAAAAAAAUCAAAGCAAUGUAUAUAAAAAUCAAACAAUUAAAUUAAAAGUGUGCUUUUGUAUGUAGUGAAUAUGCUAAUCACUUGGCUUUUCCUUGCUGGUUAUUUAAGAACUGCAAUUCUCAAUCUGAGUUUUGUACAUUUUACAAUAAUGAGUCAUCACUACAAAAUUUAAAGUAUUAUGUUAAAAAAUGACCAUCAAAUCUGUAUGGUUUGACCGUUAAAAAAAUUAAUUAAAUAAAAUACAUUUGAUGGUGUAAGAGACAAAUAUUGUAAAAUAAAGCUCACUGGUCAGUACACAUCAUGUACAAAAACCUUACCAUGUUUUAUGUAAUUUCUAAUUAAAACUAAUUACUGGCA
Molecule: messenger RNA, 2749 nt
Organism: Polyodon spathula (Mississippi paddlefish)
Lineage: Eukaryota; Metazoa; Chordata; Actinopteri; Acipenseriformes; Polyodontidae
Product: WD repeat domain phosphoinositide-interacting protein 3
Exons: 10
Coding region: 133-1167 (344 amino acids)
Biological process (GO): protein lipidation; protein localization to phagophore assembly site; nucleophagy
Cellular component (GO): extrinsic component of membrane; phagophore assembly site membrane; cytosol
Molecular function (GO): protein binding; phosphatidylinositol-3,5-bisphosphate binding; phosphatidylinositol-3-phosphate binding
Source: RefSeq, a predicted model, not a curated record